Messenger RNA from Pistacia vera, 1115 nucleotides. Its product is annotated as probable 1-deoxy-D-xylulose-5-phosphate synthase 2, chloroplastic. Gene Ontology annotation, molecular function: 1-deoxy-D-xylulose-5-phosphate synthase activity. The record is from RefSeq and is a predicted model, not a curated record. Bases 1 to 858 code for a protein of 285 amino acids. The transcript has 3 exons. Lineage: Eukaryota; Viridiplantae; Streptophyta; Magnoliopsida; Sapindales; Anacardiaceae. Gene Ontology annotation, biological process: terpenoid biosynthetic process.
AUGCGUGUCCGUGGAGAAGAUUGUCUAUGUGACAAAAAAUUUGGUGUCUAUUUCUUCCUUCUUCUUAUACAUAAUUUGAAUUUGAAUUUGCUUGUUUUCGUAAAUCAGCUUCUGGAAGUGGUUCAUGAUGUAGACCUUCAAAAGCUGCCGGUGAGAUUCGCAAUGGACAGGGCGGGCCUAGUGGGGGCAGACGGUCCAACCCAUUCGGGUGCCUUUGACACUACUUUCAUGGCAUGUUUACCAAACAUGGUGGUCAUGGCUCCUUCGGAUGAGACUGAGCUGAUGCACAUGGUGGCCACGGCAGCCGCCAUCGAUGACCGGCCGUCUUGCUUCAGGUACCCGAGAGGAAAUGGCAUUGGUUCAGUGAUUCCUCCGAAUAACAAAGGAGUAGCAUUGGAGAUUGGCAAGGGGAGAAUCCUGAGGGAGGGAAGUCAUGUGGCUAUUUUGGGUUUUGGAACAAUUGUACAAAACUGCUUGGCUGCUGCAGACCUCCUGAAAGUGCUCGGAAUCUCAGCAACCGUCGCCGACGCCAGAUUCUGCAAGCCGCUCGAUGGCGAGUUGAUCAGAGAGUUGACCGAAGAGCAUGAGAUACUCAUCACUGUUGAAGAAGGUUCCAUUGGAGGAUUCAGUUCCCAUGUUUCCCAUUUCUUGGCUUUGAAUGGAUUGCUGGACGGAAAGGUCAAGUGGAGGCCGAUGAUGCUGCCUGACCGGUACAUCGAGCAUGGAUCACAGAAGGAUCAGAUUGAACAGGCAGGACUGAGUUCGAAGCAUAUCGCAGCGACUGUUUGUUCAUUAUUGUCAGGUGGUCAUAUGGAUAAUCUUCAGCUUAUGAGCUUAGAGACGAACAAUGCACUGUGAAUUAUCUACUUGGCCAUUUUCAAUUCGUUAAUUGCAGCAAAAUAUUGCUAAAAAUAACAGCGACGAAUUUAUAUUCAUUUUCUAAGAUUUGUGUGAAACAGUUUGAAUUAAAUUCGUGUUGUUGUAAAAUCAAUAUAUAUUAUUACUACGUACUGUAAACGCCAUGGCUGUGGUUUACUUAUGUAAUUAACAACUAUAAUUAAUGAUAAAGGGAAUGAAGAUGUCACUCCUCACUUCAUCCCAAUGCUUUUGUUUUU